AUGUGGCAGUGGAACAGAAGCAUGCUCUCUGCUGCUGAGCCCCCCAGGGGUACACCCACCCAUACACCACAGCAUGAAGACCCACCUGGAGAGUACGACCCCCGUCACACUCCUCCAUCACCCACCUGGAGAGUACGACCCCCGUCACACUCCUCCAUCACCCACCUGGAGAGUACGACCCCCGUCACACUCCUCCAUCACCCACCUGGAGAGUACGACCCCCCGUCACACUCCUCCAUCACCCACCUGGAGAGUACUACACCCGUCACACUUCCCCAUCACCCACCUGGAGAGUACGACCCCCCGUCACACUUCCCCAUCACCCACCUGGAGAGUACUACACCCCGUCACACUCCUCCAUCACCCACAUGGAGAGUACGACCCCCCGUCACACUUCCCCAUCACCCACCUGGAGAGUACUACACCCUGUCACACUCCUUCAUCACCCACCUGGAGAGUACUACACCCGUCACACUUCCCCAUCACCCACCUGGAGAGUACGACCCUCCGUCACACUCCUCCAUCACCCACCUGGAGAAGUACGACCCCCCGUCACACUCCUCCAUCACCCACCUGGAGAGUACGACCCCCGUCACACUCCUCCAUCACCCACCUGGAGAGUACUACACCCGUCACACUUCCCCAUCACCCACCUGGAGAGUACUACACCCGUCACACUUCCCCAUCACCCACCUGGAGAAUACUACACCCCGUCACACUUCCCCAUCACCCACCUGGAGAGUACUACACCCCGUCACACUUCCCCAUCACCCACCUGGAGAGUACUACACCCCGUCACACUUCCCCAUCACCCACCUGGAGAGUACUACACCCUGUCACACUCCUCCAUCACCCACCUGGAGAGUACUACACCCUGUCACACUUCCCCAUCACCCACCUGGAGAGUACUACACCCUGUCACACUUCCCCAUCACCCACCUGGAGAGUACUACACACUGUCACACUCCUCCAUCACCCACAUGGAGAGUACGACCCCCCGUCACACUCCUCCAUCACCCACAUGGAGAGUACGACCCCCCGUCACACUCCUCCAUAUGGAGAGUACGACCCCCCGUCACACUCCUCCAUCACCCACCUGGAGAGUACGACCCUCCGUCACACUCCUCCAUAUGGAGAGUACGACCCCCCGUCACACUCCUCCAUCACCCACCUGGAGAGUACGACCCUCCGUCACACUCCUCCAUAUGGAGAGUACGACCCCCCGUCACACUCCUCCAUCACCCACCUGGAGAGUACUACACCCUGUCACACUCCUCCAUCACCCACCUGGAGAGUACGACCCCUGUCACACUCCUCCAUCACCCACCUGGAGAGUACUACACCCUGUCACACUCCUCCAUCACCCACCUGGAGAGUACGACCGCUGUCACACUUCCCCAUCACCCACCUGGAGAGUACUACACCCCGUCACACUUCCCCAUCACCCACCUGGAGAGUACUACACCCUGUCACACUCCUCCAUCACCCACCUGGAGAGUACUACACCCUGUCACACUUCCCCAUCACCCACCUGGAGAGUACUACACCCUGUCACACUUCCCCAUCACCCACCUGGAGAGUACUACACACUGUCACACUCCUCCAUCACCCACAUGGAGAGUACGACCCCCCGUCACACUCCUCCAUCACCCACCUGGAGAGUACUACACCCUGUCACACUCCUCCAUCACCCACCUGGAGAGUACGACCCCUGUCACACUCCUCCAUCACCCACCUGGAGAGUACUACACCCUGUCACACUCCUCCAUCACCCACCUGGAGAGUACGACCGCUGUCACACUUCCCCAUCACCCACCUGGAGAGUACGACCCCCCGUCACACUCCUCCAUCACCCACCUGGAGAGUACGACCCCUGUUACACUCCUCCAUCACCCACCUGGAGAGUACUACACCCUGUCACACUCCUCCAUCACCCACCUGGAGAGUACUACACCCUGUCACACUCCUCCAUCACCCACCUGGAGAGUACGACCACCCCGUCACACUUCCCCAUCCCUCAGUGACCUGAGGGUGCCAGCGUAG
This is a messenger RNA of Salvelinus fontinalis (brook trout), 2043 nucleotides long. RefSeq lists its product as uncharacterized. The record is from RefSeq and is a predicted model, not a curated record. The transcript is spliced from 3 exons. Bases 1 to 2043 code for a protein of 680 amino acids. NCBI's taxonomy places the organism in Eukaryota, Metazoa, Chordata, Actinopteri, Salmoniformes, Salmonidae.